Messenger RNA from Opisthorchis viverrini, 2440 nucleotides. RefSeq lists its product as hypothetical. The coding region runs from base 1 to 2400 and encodes 799 amino acids. Gene Ontology annotation, biological process: cell surface receptor protein tyrosine kinase signaling pathway; innate immune response; cell differentiation. Gene Ontology annotation, cellular component: extrinsic component of cytoplasmic side of plasma membrane. The transcript is spliced from 6 exons. NCBI's taxonomy places the organism in Eukaryota, Metazoa, Platyhelminthes, Trematoda, Opisthorchiida, Opisthorchiidae. Gene Ontology annotation, molecular function: non-membrane spanning protein tyrosine kinase activity; ATP binding; signaling receptor binding. The record is from RefSeq and is a predicted model, not a curated record.
AUGGGUAACUGCAUACCAUCACAAAUCGAUCAGAGACAGCUAGUCGAAUCACCACAAUGUGUUUCCCUAUUGAAUGACCUGGCAUAUCACAUACAAAAUACCUCAAAAUACAAAAGCCGUAUUGCGGAUCCUGAGAAUUCACUUGCUUUAUUUCAAGGGGGUUGGGAAUCAAGAACAAAUCCUGUGAUUCAAAUUUCAUCUCGUGAUACUCCGCAGUUAACAGCCGCUGGAUGUUUGACAGAUUCCGAACGAAUAUUUUAUACCACAACUCCGAAGAUAAAACACAUCAACGGAAACACUCGCCACAAUCUCUACACAAAGCAAAAUUUUCCAGCUUCAUCCUCAAUUUGUCUGGAUUCCGGAGUGGAAAAAUCUCCAUCCCUAUCCCCGUUCGAUUCGACCAAGAACCGAUUUCUUGGCGUUUUUGGUUCGCAUUCAAAACUGUAUCCGGUUCACCUGGCUUCCCCCGAGCCCCAAUCUUCAUAUGGGAGACGAAAUUAUUUAGAUUCAGGGAAAGUUAAACGAAGUGUUUCCAACGAUGGCUCCAGUAACCAUUUGCACUGGCAAAGUCGAUUCACAGAAGGCUCGCCUAAUGAUAGCGGACUGGGUAGUUGUUCAAUAUGUGCGACAAAGGACCGCCAGAGAGCAGAUCUAACAAGCGCCGUGGGCGUUUGCGGUGUGGGAGACUCGGAUGUAUCUGAAAAUGGAAGAUCAGAACCGGACGAUUCAGAUAUACCACCACGACCACCCAGAACACGUCGCCGAAACUUAGAACCAGACUUUCUUGCCCCCAACUUACAUGAUUCGCGGGAUACAACCGGAAGUUACUUGGGCUUUUUGAGAGACCAGGAGAACGAUGCAUGCAGCUCUGAGUCGUUCUGCAGAUCCACAUCACGACUGACAAGGGUGCACAAACUAAGGAAAGAUGUUGCUGUUUGUAUUGCUCCUCAUGUGAGAAACAGCCCUUUUGAAUUAACCAUACAAGUGGGGGAGAGGUUGAACAUAAUUCACCAGAACCCAUUGGGGUAUCAACCUUCCUCACCAGGCAGCUGGUUGUUUGUUGAGCACCCAACCAAACUGGACCUAACAACUAACAAACCAUCUCGUGGUUUUGUACCUUUGGAAAAACUUGAGAUUGUGGAUCUUUUACCAGUCAAGCAUGCUGCUUGGUUUGACGUUGACCGAGAGGAGGCUGAAAAGAUGCUGUUAGUUAUGGGUCAUCCAAGUGGGACAUAUAUCUUGCGAGCAUCAUCAGAUUCAAUGAAUGCCUUCGCGUUAUCGAUCCGUUGCUUUGACCGCAAACUAAAUGCCUGGCUUGUAAAGCACUAUCGUAUUCGCUAUCGACUCUCGAAGAACAGAUUCUACAUCUUCCAUCGUGCAUCAUUUCAUGACGUUGAUCAACUGUUGGCUUAUCACUCAAUUCAUUCUGACGGCUUACCAUGCCGCUUAACACAACCUUAUCGUCGAUCAUCCCGAAACCUGUCGACUCUGACCCAUAUGGAAGUGGAACGGUCCAGUUUCCUUUUCGUUCAACGACUUGGACGUGGAAGUUUCGGUGAGGUUUGGCAAGCAUUGUGGAACAAGCGUACUCCAGUUGCCAUUAAACGGCUCAUCCCAGACGAAAAUAUGGAGAUCGAAAGAUUUUUAGAAGAAGCUCGAAUCAUGAACCGACUGAAUCACCCUCGAAUUGUCCGACUUAUGGCUGUGUGCACACAACCAACGUCGGAGCCACCUCUGAUCGUCACAGAACUGAUGGAAUUGGGCUCGCUAAAGGACUACAUGCAAAACCUCUCACCCGGAAGCCUCACUUUUGUGCACUUAAUCAAGAUGAUCACGUGGGUUACCGAGGCAAUGGUGUAUCUCGAAAAGAACAACUUCGUUCAUCGGGACCUGAGGGCAAGCAACGUUCUCGUGAACAGAAAACACCAACUAAAAGUGGCCGAUUUUGGUCUAUCGCAUGUAUUAACCGAUGCAAAGGAGUACGUUGGAACCACACAAACGAAAUUCCCUGUUCGCUGGACUGCACCCGAAGGAAUGCUUAAACAAAUGUAUUCUACAAAAUCAGAUGUCUGGUCGUUUGGAGUGUUGGUAUACGAAAUACUCACUUUUUGUGAGGUUCCAUACCAUGGCAUCGCAUCCAAGGACAUCAAAGAAUAUGUGUGCUCCGGUCACCGUCUACCACAGCCUAGGUUAAAAGUUCCAGUUCCACGUCAUCUGUUGGAAAAGGAUACAUACGAAAUGCCCAAGAUUGAACUGAUAAAAGCCGACUAUUCUUGCCCGGAGUUUUUGUACGCAAAAAUGCUUCAAUGUUGGCGGACAUCACCCGAUCUACGACCGUCAUUCUAUCAGCUAAAUCAGUAUUUUGAUUCCUUGUAUGAAGAACUUUGUGAAGUGAUUUAACAAUCGGAAGAUUUUGCCACAACUUGGUCAGAUUCGUCGC